Messenger RNA from Prorocentrum cordatum, 1779 nucleotides. The record is from the annotation of a GenBank genome assembly. Lineage: Eukaryota; Dinophyceae; Prorocentrales; Prorocentraceae.
UUCCGCUGCAUGAUCAUCCCUCCGCAUCCCUGAUCAAGGCAACCCGUCUGGGGGCCUACACGAGGCGUCUAGAAUUGGAACAUGCGCCGCUGAACGCGCGCGGAGCCCGAGCAGAUACUGCGCCACGAAACGAGGCCGUGGAUCGACCUGAACGCAGGUGCCGGUUAGAAAGGAUCGCCUCCGUCGGACUCGGGGCCGGAAUCCUCUUCAGACCCUUCUCGACGGGCUCUCUCCAAGAGCUUGGACACGCGGCAGGCCGGCUUCGAGCAGACCGAAUGCCUGCAACACGAUCUCCCUCGGCGCGAACCCAGGAACGGCAUGGCAGCACGGAGCCACGCAAGUGCGCACACCAGGGACUGAAAAAGUUCAAAAUUGCCAUGCGCGUAGAACCCCUCUCUCCAACUCUUAGAUGCCCUGCACCGUUACGGAACGAGGGUGUGGAGGAUGGUGCGGAGGAGGAGGAGGAGGAGGAGGAGGAGGGAGGAGAAGGAGGAGGAGGGGGAGGAGUGACGCAUGCCGAAAGGGAGAGAGCUGCCCAAGGCGGCAUUCGAGCCGCCGCUCGACGCGCAAAUCCGCCUCCCCAAGAGGGGACGCUCAGUCGAUCCGCUACUUACGAUGAGCGAAACAGGACUACCGACCAGACAACCCCAACCGAACCCGAAUACGGCGAAUGGGGGCCUUCGGGUUGGGUUGGGGUGAUUUGGUGGGUGGUGACAGCAGCACUCACCUCCAAAGAUUCGGCAGCACGGCGCGAAACACCUUCCUGCACGAAGCUCCAGGGCACAACGAAAACACAGGAGCAUAAUCUGCUGGAGGUCCGCGCUGAUGCCUUGGACCGGCGCCGGGCCCCCCUUGCCUGGCGCGCGGAGCGCGCCAGGGGCGGCGCCGGAGACGCCGCCGGGGGGGGCCAGCGCCGAUCUGAGAGAUCCGCGCGGACCUUCGAAAGUGUAUGCUUACGUGCUUCGUUGCAAGUUCGACGCCAGGAGCGAACCAGAGAGGUGCCAAGUGGCAUCGUGCGCUGCGCCCCAGGCUCAGAGCCAAUGCGGUAAAGCAGCGAGCCCCCUGUGCCCGUCGCCUCCUGCGUCCACCUUGAUUGAGCGAGUGAGCGUGCGAAGGCAGAAGAGGAGCGGGGGUGAGGUGACAAGACUGCGCGGGGUGUCCAGAGAAAACAAGAUACCCACUUAGAAUGUGGGGAAAACAAAUAAACUGUACACAACUCCCCCAGGUACAGAAAACGCGACUUGAUUCGACCGGAUGCCGUCGCAACUCCAUGGCCGCGGCCCAACGCGCCUCUGCGAGAGCAAAAAGGCGCAGGAACUUAGACAGCCCAGGGAUGCGGUGCCACCUGGCCCAAGCGCACUGCGAGACGAAAGAGACGCAGGAUGCCGUCACAGCCCACGGCUGCGGUCCCAUCCAAAGAAGACCAGCUAAAGGCGGAGUAUUUGGGACGCUCUUGGACGUCGGGGAGGACCGGAUAGAUUGGCGACCCCACUGGAACUGCCUUCAAGGCGGGGCCUAACUGCGGUCCGUCCACGCACACCACCAGCCACAUGCUCAAAGGCCCUUCGGCCCCGAACACGUUUCGACGCAGGGCUCGCUGGCCGUGCCCGCUUCGAGUUCAAAAUUGUUCUCUGAUAAAAAAUUUAGAUCUCAUUGUCUUCACAGGCCCACGAGCACGCUGAUCUUUCCGGGGGGCAUUUCUUGCAGCGCGCGAGGGGAAAAGAGAUGAAUUAGCACCACAACCCUUUCUCGGGUCGGGCGAAAGGGGGGGAUAGCAAA